GUUCAUAACAUUCAUCUUCAGUGACUUACGGUUCGUCAUUAAGAGUAAAAGUCAUACCAAAUAUGCCUUCUGAGUUCAUAUGGAGAUUUUUGUAAAGCAGAUUCGUAGACCUGCAAGUGGCUUGUUCAUGUGGCGAAAAGGGAAAAAGCAGCUAGCAAGCAAUUUGCAGGUUGUUUUCUUUAGAAACAAAAAGCAAAAGAGUAUUCUCUCUCCGACUCUCUACAUAAUUUCCAUGCCUGCCAACUCUUUUUCUCCCAAAAUUCCACACAAUUGUUCAUAGUUGAUCCGAUCUAAAUUCUCCCCACAACAACUAUAAACUUCUUACUAAAAUCUCGCCGAUAAACUUUUGCAUAUUUAUGUAGUGUUGAUAUUGUUAGCGAAUAAUGGGGUGUACACAAUCGAAGAUCGAAAAUGAAGAAACUGUAACUCGAUGCAAAGAGCGAAAACACUUCAUGAAAGAAGCUGUAUCUGCUCGUAACGCCUUUGCUGCAGCUCACUCUGCUUAUACUAUGUCUCUUAAGAAUACUGGUGCUGCGCUUAGCGAUUACGCUCACGGCGAGGUUCAAUUUUCGUCUACUGCCGCCGCCGCCGCCGCCGCCGGCGUUAAUUCGCCGCUAUCCGGUGUUACUCCGCCGUUAUCUUCUGCUCCUUUAGAUAUGCCUCCUCCACCUCCGUUGCCGCCGUUUCCGAAUCCGUCUUUCUCGCCUUCUCCUUUACAGCGUGCUGCUACUAUGCCUGAAAUUGCUAUACCCACACCCGACCCUAAACGAUCCGAGAUGAUUAUAGAGGAGGAGAAUGAAGAGGAGAUGGAGAGUGAAAGUAUGCAUGGGUUAAGGCAUCGGAGUAGUAAGAGUAGUGGCGGAGGAGGUGGUGGUGGUGGAAUGGGGGGUAGAGGUGGGGUAUCGAAUCGACAGGGAAUUGAGAAUGAAGAAUUGUCUACGCCUCCUUCUCCACCACCUCGGCCGCCGCCGCAGAAUAAUCGAACGCCGCCACCUCCACCACCACCAGAUAGUAAAGGGAUGUCGUCAUGGGAUUUUUUCUUUCCUUCAAUGGAAAAUGUACCAGGGCCAACGUUAGCUGAGGUGGAUGAGAGUAGGAUCGAAAGAGAGGAACUUGAGAGGAAGAUGAUGGAGGAAAGGGCAAAGAGAGCCGAGAACGAUGCCCGCGCAGAUGAAACUGAAAGAGUGAGGAAAAAUGAGAUGCCAAAGGAGGCGGAGGUGCUGGAAACGGUAGAGAAGCCUCCGUCACAGCCACCUCCUCCGCCUCAGGCUGCUACCAAGGUUAUGAAAAGAGCAAAAAAUGUUGUUCCGGGAGAGAGUAAAAAGAAAGCUGGUCAAUUUAACCUUCUUCAGAUAUUAUCUGAGCUGGAUGAUUGUUUCCUUAAGGCAUCCGAAAGUGCUCACGAGGUAUCUAAGAUGCUUGAAGCGAAUCGAUUGCAUUAUCACUCAAAUUUUGCUGAUAAUAGAGGACACAUUGAUCAUUCUGCAAGGGUCAUGCGCGUCAUAACAUGGAAUAGGUCCUUUAGAGGUUUGCAAAAUGCCGAUGAUGGAUUGGAUGACUUUGAUUCAGAAGAACAUGAAACUCAUGCAACAGUGUUAGACAAAAUGCUUGCAUGGGAGAAAAAACUGUAUGAUGAAGUGAAGGCAGGAGAACAAAUGAAACUUGAAUAUCAGAGAAAGGUUGCUUCAUUGAAUAAGCUCAAGAAACGUGGUACAAAUACAGACGCGUUGGAGAGAGUGAAAGCUACAGUAAGUCAUCUACACACAAGAUACAUUGUCGACAUGCAGUCGAUGGAUUCUACUGUUUCAGAGAUAAAUCGGUUACGCGAUGAACAACUUUAUCCAAAAUUGGUUGCUCUGGUUGAUGGAAUGGCUAUAAUGUGGGAGACCAUGAAAGGAUAUCAUGUAAGUCAAGCUAAGAUUGUGCAAGCGCUGAGGUCUUUGGAUAUAUCUCAGUCCCCUAAAGAAACAACUGAGCACCAUCAUGAACGAACUUUGCAGUUGUAUGUUGUAGUCCAAGAGUGGCAUUCACAGUUUGACAAAUUGGUUGUCUACCAAAAACACUAUAUUAAAGCUCUUAACAAUUGGUUAAAGCUAAAUCUCAUCCCUAUUGACACAAAUCUGAAAGAAAAGGUUUCGUCGCCACAACGACCCCAAAAUCCUCCAAUUUUGUCACUUAUACAUGCCUGGUAUGAUCAUCUCGAGAAGCUGCCUGAUGAGUUGGCUAGAACUGCUAUUUAUAACUUUUCAGCUGUCAUAAAUACGAUCUUUGAAUACCAAAAGGAGGAGAUGAAGCUGAAGGAUCGGUGUGAGGAUACUCGGAGAGAGCUUAACAAGAAGACUAGGCAAUACGAGGAUUGGUAUCACAAGCACAUGCAGCGUAGAACUACCUCAGAUGAUAUGGAUCCAGAAUCGGCGCAGGAAGAUAAUCUUGUGGUUGAUCGGCAGCUACAGUUGGAGGCGCUGCGGAAGAGGCUGGAGGACGAGGAGGACUCAUACCAGAGGCAAUGUCUUCAGGUGAGAGAUAAGUCUUUGACAAGUCUGAGAAGCCGCUUGCCCGAGCUUUUCGGGGCAAUGUCAGAAUUUUCUCUUGCAUGUGCGGAUAUGUACAGGGACUUGAGAUCUAUCGCAAAGAAUCGUAAUAGAAAUGGCAAUGCAUGAUUGAUGAUACUGUAUACAAGUUGUAGCCAUGUAUCCUUUUGCAUUACCCUUUGUGGAACAGCUGGGGGAAGGUGUAAUUUAUUUCAUUACUUGUACUUUUCUUGUAUAUGGAUCAAAGAAGAAUUUGUCAAGAAGCCAGCAAGUUCAGAAUUGUGUCCUUCCGUAGACACUGCUGUGCCAAUUCAAGUCUGACGUGAACUUGAAAGAGCAACGGAGAAACUUCACCCACACAGUUUCUCGUCUAUAAAUGAUGAGUACUUGUUAUUGGUCAUCUCAAGGAUGUGCAAAGUCAUAGAAAUUAGAGGUCCAAAAUAAAUGCUUUAAGAUUUUGAAUAGCUAAUGUAUCGUUACAUAGAUUUCUAAUUUAGGUUGCAGGCUGAUUUAAUCAAUGGAUUAUUCGCUUCAAAGGCACUGUUAUUAUCUU
Molecule: messenger RNA, 3084 nt
Organism: Capsicum annuum
Lineage: Eukaryota; Viridiplantae; Streptophyta; Magnoliopsida; Solanales; Solanaceae
Product: protein ALTERED PHOSPHATE STARVATION RESPONSE 1
Exons: 5
Coding region: 384-2660 (758 amino acids)
Source: RefSeq, a predicted model, not a curated record